Molecule: messenger RNA, 1052 nt
Organism: Spinacia oleracea (spinach)
Lineage: Eukaryota; Viridiplantae; Streptophyta; Magnoliopsida; Caryophyllales; Amaranthaceae
Exons: 2
Coding region: 64-804 (246 amino acids)
Cellular component (GO): plasma membrane
Source: RefSeq, a predicted model, not a curated record
AUCCUCCUUCCACCUCUAUCACUACUCUCUCUCUCUCUCUCACUCACUAUUCUUCAACAAACAAUGGCUCUCAUCAGAAUUAUUCCCCUCGCAUUCUUAUUAUUGAUCGUAACUCACACUACAGCCCAAUCUCCAUCAGCUUCCCCAACUAAAUCCCCGGCUCCAGCCGCCGACGCUCCUAUUAAAGCCGCCGAUUCACCAACACCGGCGGCUCCUGCUCCUUCCAAGCCGAAAUCACCGGCUCCUGUUUCAGCCCCUGUUUCAGCUCCUAUAGUCUCAGAAACCCCAGCCGAAGCUCCUUCUCCAGCCGCUAAACCACCGGCUAAGGCGCCUGUCGUCAAAGCUCCGGCAAAGGCUCCGGUUAAAGCACCGGCUAAAGCUCCUGUUAAGGCGCCGGUUAAAGCUCCUGUGAAGGCACCGGCUAAAGCUCCUGAGAGUUCGCCGCCACCUUCACCACCAUCACCCCCACCAGAGAAUCCAGCUCCGACACCGGCUCCCGAGGCGGCUCCACCUUCUGUGGAGGUUCCGGCGCCAGCUCCAAAGCACCACGCCCCACCGCCUUAUCACUGCAGGUUCAAGAACAAGAAGCAUUGUAAGAAGCACCAUGUAGCGGCUCCGGCUCCGGCACCGGCUGAGAUUCAAAGCCCACCUGCGCCACCAGCUGAGGCACCUGGACCUAACGGAGGGUUUGAUGAUUAUGCUCCAAGCCCUUCUGAAGAUGAUUCCUCGAGUGGGAAGAAGAUCACAUGGGCAAUUAAAGCGGCAGUCAGCUUAGCAUUCGGAUACGCUCUUCUUCUUCUAUAAUUUCUCAACUUAGAUUUUAUACAUACAGUGAUUCAUUAGUUUCUCUUCUUCCUUCUUCUUUUUUGGUGUUGAUGAAUUAUUUAUUCGUUUUACUGGCUCAUGUCCAACUCAUAUCAUAUCACGGGAUCAUAAAUUCAUAAUUAGACAUGCAACUUGAGCUUAAUUAUAAUAUAAUAAUUAAAUUGAUUGUAAUAUUUUUAUUAUUUUAUUUUUUCAGAUUAUUAUUAUAAUACAAUUCUAUUUAUUCA